Molecule: messenger RNA, 3074 nt
Organism: Blepharisma stoltei
Lineage: Eukaryota; Ciliophora; Heterotrichea; Heterotrichida; Blepharismidae
Source: the annotation of a GenBank genome assembly
AUGAAGAGCCUAAAAGACGUCAUUCAAUCUCUUAAUAAAUCCAGCAAUUCUUAUGCGCAGCAUUGGCACUUGCUAUUUAAAAAUCCGUCAAAUGAAAAGCGGUUUGCAACAGAACUUUUGUCGCAUCAGAAAACUUCAAUAACUAUAAUUUACAUCUGCACAAUUUUUGUAAUAGCUUGAUUUUUAUCAAGAAAAGAAAUAACUUGUCUGCGAGCAUUCCUAUUAUGCCUGUCUGCCAUACCAUUUCUUCUUGUAAAAAUUGAAAGAUCAUUUAUCCAUAGGAUCUUUACCGAAAUCAUUGCUAUGCAAUUUAUUUUGGCUACGAUAAACACUGGCUCAAUAUGUGAAUGUGUAUGUGCUUUUAUACCAAGUAGCAUUUUGAACUAUUAUUUCUUGAAAACAUGAAUAUAUAGCUUUAUCAUGAAUAUUCUUGAGAUACUACUCGUUUAUUUACUAACUUCCCCCUCCGAGAGCGAACCAAAAAAUCUUAUUCACUAACGGAGGGGCUUAAUUUUUAUUUAAAAAAAAUUAUAUAGUCAGUGUCACUAACUAUAUAUAUUUUAUAGAAUUUGUUUUUCUUCGGAAUUUAAAAAAAUCCCACUUCUCAAAAUUGGAAGGCAAAUAUUAAUUUAAUUUGUAAAAUUUAUGCUUUAAAAUGCAAUUAAAAAAUUAGCUCGAGAUGUCAUUAUACUAGUUAUCACUUAUAUAUCAAAAUUUUUUCCCAUAAAAAUUUUUUGUAUUAAAAAAAUUUUUGUUCGCUCACUGAGGGUGGGUUUUGGGCAAAAAAAUAGGGAUUUUUCUAAUGGUUUUGUUCGCUCGCGAAGGGGGGAGUAAGAGAUGUAGAAGUUUUUAAUAUUCUUUGUGCUGUUUUUUGCCAUAUUUUUUGAAUUGUAAUGAUAGAAAGAGACAUGAAAAUCGCUUGAGCACUCUAUCACUCACAAAAAGAUAAAUGCAAUAAAUUCGAGUCAUUGCUUCAAGGACCAGAAAAUUCCAUAAUUAUUGCAGAAUGUGACAGAAAAGGGGGAAACAGUAAAAAAGAAAAAGAAGUGUUUUCAAAAGUGAAAUUGAAAGAAGACCGCUUCAGCAUCCAUAUAGAACUAGCAAGCUUUAUUGAUGAGAUUUUUAAUAAAGCCUCCUCUAAAGAAAUCACGAUAAUCUAUACAAGAGAAUCUAGUGUUCCUCCAUGCAUUUUGGGAGACAAAAGCUUGUAUUUGCACAUCUUGAGAUGCUUGUUUGGAUAUGCACUUGAUUAUUCGUCAUGUGGGACUGAGUUAUUAUUCCAUUUAAAAGGGCCCUCUUCGUACACAGAUGAAUACGGUAUUGAGUUCCAAAUUUCUUUUCAUUCAGAAAAAGUAACCCAAGACGGUUUAAAUAAAAUUUUCCUUAACUCAGAAUCACUACUCAAGCCUAAGUUCAUAGAAACCCCUUCAAAAAUUAAUAGUAAACUGCUGAUUUUCAGUCUGAUUUUAGAACUACUCAAAGGUCGGGUUAAUCACUGCCUUUAUACCUCAAGCAAAAGUAGAGCAGUUUUAAGCGUAUUUAUUCCAAUUAAGACUUCAGACAAAUGAAUUGAGACGACCUUCGUACCGACUCACUCCCAUCCAGAAAUCGCACCAAACAACUCUAUCAAAUGGAAACCUGAAAAAUCAAAAAUCGGGGCAAUGACAAGAUUUCAGAGAAGGAAAUCUCUAACACAAGCACCGGAGUAUUUGGAGUAUCUUAAAAAAUAUUCUACUCAUGCGGAUAAUGGCUACACAAUACAGCAAGACGUUAUGGAAACUCUUUCAGAUGUGUCGAAUUCUUCCAGUGCCAAUUUUUCUCAAGAAUGUGACGAAGACGUCCGAGUAGGUCCUUGCGGUGUUUCUUAUUCUAAAUCCCACCCUCCGUGAGUGAGCAAAAAAAUUUUGUUCGAAGUUAAUUUUUUUUUUUUUAAAAAAUUUAUAAAUAAACUUUAUAGAAAAAUUUUUUUUCGAAAUUUUUAAAAAAAUCCUAAUUCGAAAAAAUUGGAAAGCAAAUAUUAAUUUAAUUUAUAAAAAUUAUGUUUUUAAAACGCAAAUUUUUUAAAUUAAACAGAAUUAAUAUUGAUUUCAUUAUACUAAUAUCACUUAUAUAUCAAUUUUUUUUUUAUAAAAAAAUUUUUGUUCACUCACGUAGGGUGGGUUUUUGGGCAAAAAUAGGGAUUUUUCUAAUGGUUUUGUUCACUCAUGGAGGGGGUGAGUAAGACAUAUGCAGGCGUGCUAUCGACUAUUCCUAAAUCAUCUCUAGUAGUUCCAAUGCAGAAUUCAAAAUCUAUGCCAGAAAGCCCUUGAAAGCAUAAAAACGGCUCGCUAAAAGUAAGACGAGUAUACGCAAAUAGUAAAAAUAACUAUUCUCCUUUGCCUGACUACAAAUUCACAGACUCAAGACCUACCUUUUGCUUAUUAGCAGAAGAUACUAAUGAGAAUAAGUCUUUAAAGUGUGAAGUAGGGGCCUUCAAAGUGCUCAUCGUUGACGACAUGGCUUCACACAGAGAAUUUCUUGAAGCGAACCUUGGAGCCAUCACACAUAUAAAUGCAGAGCAUGCAAAAGAUGGGAACGAAGCUUGGAAAAUGUAUGAGGCCUACGCAAAGAGUGGAUAUAUGUACAGAGUUAUUUUUAUGGAUUUAAUGAUGCCGAAGAUGGAUGGGUACAAAUCCACACAAAAAAUAAGGGAAAUUGAAAAACAAAAUGGGUAUCCAAAGACACUGAUAUGUGGGAUGUCAGGAGAUAAAGAAGCUAAAGAGAAAUGCGUAAAUGCAGGAAUGGAUGAAUUUUGUAAGGGUUAUGUAGUGAUAAAGCCGCCUCAAAUUUCAGAGGUGAAAGCGAUCCUUAGCAUCCCUUGCAAUAAGAAACAAAAAUUUUGAUAUUUGAUAAUGAAACUUGGCUAAUUUUAUUAAAUUUAGAUAGUUGCAUUCUGAAAUUAAAUGCUGAAUUUGUACUUCUAACAUCUGCAAAAAGGGAUUUUUUAAAAAAUUUUAACAAAAAAUAGUUACAAGCAAAAAUAUUUUGUUUUUUUCGCAGGUCUGGGAAGUAAGAAAGCUGGAGCAGAGUUUUAG